CCUCCUAAACAUGUACAUACUUUAUACCAAUUGCUGUAAUAGUGGUCUUGAAAGUAUUAUUAUUGAAUUUAUAAAGCAUGUUAAAAUUCCGACCUUUCCUUUCAAGUUCACUGUUACCUUGGUUUGUCCCACAGCACCAACAGCAGGUGGUCCAGGCCAUGGAGCGCGCCAAGCAGGUGACUAUGGGGGAGUUAAAUGCGUCUAUAGGGGUACGUGGACUCCCCCCUCUACCUCAUACAGUGUGUACCUUCAUCCUCUCAUACGUCUUUAUUUUGGCUCUUUUGUUUGUGUUUUCUGUGGAUAGCCAAUUCCCCCUCCUCCCAGCACACACACACACACACACAAAUUGGUCACGUAGUGCGGGCCUAACUGGAACAGGUUGAGAUGAGACUGUUAGGAAACGGAGAGAGAGAAGAGAAGGAGAGAUGAAAGAUGACACUAUCUGUGUGUCUGCACAACCCUAUUGCUGGGUGCCAAGAGACAACUCAUGGCCUCAUCAAACCAGAGGAAUUAAGUUUCUUCCCCUCCCCCCUAAUCGUAUUUCAGUGUUAUCUGAAAAAGUCAAUUAUUUUGUAUUAAAUGAAAAACGAAAAAUAAUACAAUUAUGGUUUUCUUGCCUUCACAUCAUUCCAACCAUGCACUCCAUGGUUUGAUUUUGUGGCAGUCUUCUCUCUCCUAGGGAGGCGCUCCUUCCCUCCACUCGCGCUCCAUUUUGGAUGGCACCAUGCAUGGGCUCCUCCAUCAAUGGAGACACCCUUCUCUGUGACACCCCUCUCUGUAUACCUCUCCCUUCAGCCCCCCCCCAUCCGUCCGUCCGUCCAGUCCACCUCUAACCCAGUAGACCACAACUCAACCCCUGACUUGUUUUCUCUCUCUCCUCUCUCCUCCCUCCAGCAACAGCUGCAGGCGCAGCACCUCUCUCAGCACGUGGCCCAGGGUCUGCAGGGCCUGCAGGGUCUCCAGGGUCUGCAGGGCCUGCAGGGCCUGCAAAUGGGGCCCCACCCUGGGGGCCUCCCUCACCCUGGCCUGGCGCUGGGCGGAGGGUCCGGCCUGCUGGCCCUGUCCGGGGCCCUAGGGGCCCAGCUGGCUGCCAAAGAGGGCCACGAGAGGGCCCACAUGGAGGCUGCCGCUGCUGCAGCCGCCGCAGAGCACCACAGAGGUAUGGGCUGGGACGGGGAUGAUGGGAGAAGGGAGAUUAGGUUGGCCAGGUUUGGGUUAGGCUGGAUGGGGAGAGUUGGUUUAGGUUUUGGUUGGGAUUAGAGUAGUUGUGGUUGGUCUAUGUGAGGUUGGGAUGGGCUGAGGCAUGUUUUUAGCUGUGUGUUUGUGAGAAUGGUGAUAGUCAUGCUGUAUUGUGUUUGCUCUGUUUUGGCUGGCUGCGGGGACGCGGGGCGAUGCUGUCCAUCAUGGACGUAGACCGUGAGGCUGGACCGGUGAGUACACUAUACUCCCAAGUUCCCUACACCCAAGUACACUACAACAUAGUACAGUACACCAUACUACACCUCCAUCCUCUAGCCCCCUCACGGGCACUGAACCCCAGUCGAUGCGGUGUGAUUUUUCCAUCACAUUUAGUCGGGGUGGUUAUGAAGUUGAUAUGAUUUAUACCUCAUUAUCUCUUCCUCCUCCUUCCUUUCCCCCCUCCGUCCCCUCAGAGCUCUAUGUCCAACGGGGAUAAGGGUCGUUCAGCAGACUACCUCAGCAAUGGGAAGAAGAGGAAAGCUGACGAGAAGGAGUUCAUGACAGAUUAUGUUAGUAUGCUACCAUGCUGAGUUGAUUACCAAUUGUUUGUGUCAUAUUCAUUCAGUAAUUUGUUAAUUUGUGUGUGUGCGCAGGCAUGUACACAGGUGUGUGUGUGGUGUUCUAUUUUUAACUAAAACCCACAUUUUGAUUGCAGGGCAGUGAUGCGGAUAAGAGUGAUGAUAAUUUGGUGGUGGAUGAGGUGAGUUGGCCCAUCUCUGCGCCUCAGUCCACACCCAAAUUUACUCUGAUAAUUGACUGAUUCAGAUUGAUGAGAGAAACACUGUGGGGCUGGUGCACUAACCACCCCUCUCUGUGACCCCGCAGGACCCCUCGUCCCCCCGCAGUGUGCACUCCUACUCGUCCAGAGAAAACGGCCUGGACAAACUGCCCCCCUCCCGUAAAGACGCCCCUCCCCAGGCCAGCCCCGCCUCCCUGGCCUCCUCCAGCAGCCAAGCCUCCCCCUCCCGCAGCAAGGAUCGGGAGCCGCCGGUAUGCUCAGGAUCAGUCCAUUACAUACAUUUAUUGUGAGACACACACACAGUUUCAUACAGUUAUGCUCGGGGUCAGAUGAGUGAUUGUAUGUAUGGUGAGAGACACUUAGUUCCAGUGAUGAUCUUUCGAUUCAGCUUCACGCGCAGUGUCAAGGAUGCUCACGGUCCCAUGUGAGCCUUACUGAGCCUUACUGAAUUACUGCAUUUCUACACACCCACAUAUCUCCUUUGGCAUGAUCUUUCUUCAGCAUAGAUAUACUAUUCUAGAUACAAAUAGCAGCAGUGAUACAGAAGUAAUCUGUUAAGUAUUACAUCCAUUCCAAAUGAUUUCUUCAUGUUAGGUGUCCUUAAUGUAAUUCCACAGUAUUAGCACCUAGUCUCUCUCUGAUAGCUGUGAUGGAAGGACAUCUCACAUUCACAUCACACUAUCUCUCCUUCUCUCUCUCUCCCCCUCACAUUCACACUGUCGUUUUCUCUCACUCCUUCUUUCCAUCUCUCUCUCCAUCUCCCUUUCUCCCCAUCUCUCUCGCCCCCAAUCUCUCUCGCUCUCUUUCUCUCUCUCUUCACCCCCCCUCUCCCUCCUCCAUCUUUCUCCCUCUUUUUCUCUAACAGAGGGAGAAGUCCAGUACCCCAGGUAUGAAGCCAGGCACCCCCCACAGUUCCCAGGACUCCUCCACCCCCGGCCCCAGUGCCCCCCCACAGUUCCGCCCCAUCCCUGGCAAACCUGGCAUUGACCCACUGGGUAAGACCAACCACAAGACCAUCAUGAUCAUGGAUUGCAUUUACAUUGCAGUUUUCACUAGGUUUUUAAAGGGUCUUCAAUACCAGCCAUGAUAAUUUACCAGACAAUUUUAUCCGAAGCUGCCUUGAGUUUCCAUCUAUAUUCAGUAUCUGUGGUCCAUGGCAUGAAUCAAAAUGGUAAACCACGCUCCAACCAGCUGAGCUAUCCAAACUGCCCUUGAUGUGGGUUAACUGAUGCGUCUGCCUGCUGCCUGUGAGGUUGAGAGCUGUACGGGAGCCUUUAAACAGCGAGAUUAAGAGAGGUGAAGGACUGUGACUGAACUGUUUCAUAAUUACGCUGCUUCAGUCUAUUGGAAUGCAUCACUGUUCUCCCAGCAGCUCCCUCUAUGUAGUCUAGUGGUUCCACACUGCAGUGUGGCAAACCAGCCAGCAGAGUGCAGUAGUGGUCUGGUGAUGUUCUAAGAGAGCUGUGUGUUUGAUCCAAUUUGAUGUGGAACCCUGCAUAGAGGAUCAGAGCUGCCACAGGAACUCCUCUGUGUUAACUGUGUUAAACCUCUUAAACUCUGACACCCUCUGGUGGCAUUUUCUAAAUAACACAUAAUAUUGUAUACUACCCUCAUAAAGUACAUUUUGGUUUCAAAACUAUGAAUCCUACAAACAUUCUUAGUACUGUCAGAAAGUUAAGAACUGUGCGAUUCUGAUAAAGGUGUCAGAAACAAGGUGACUACAACAGAGCCCGAGAUACAGCAAGCUCCAAAAAACACAAACGCAACAUGUAAAGUGUUGGUCCCAUGUUUCAUGAGCUGAAAUAAAAAAUCCCAUACAUUUUCCAGACGCACAAAAAGCCUAUUUCUCUCAAAUUUUGUGCACAAAUUUGUUUACGUCCCUGUUAGUGAGUAUUUCUCCUUUGCCAAGAUAAUCCAUCCACCUGACAGGUGUGGCAUAUCAAGAAGCUGAUUAAACCGCAUGAUCAUUACACAGGUGCACCUUGUGCUGGGGACAAUAAAAGGCCACUCUAAAAUGUGCAGUUUUGUAACACAACACAAUGCUACAGAUGUCUCAAGUUUUGAGGGAGCGUGCAAUUGGCAUGCUGACUGCAGGAAUGCCCACCAGAGCUUUUGCCAGAGAAUUGCAUAUUCAUUUCUCUACCAUAAGCUGCUUCCAACGUUGUUUUAGAGAAUUUGGCAGUAUGUCCAACCGGCCUCACAACCACAGACCACGUGUAACCACGCCAGCCCAGGACCUCCACAUCCGGAUUCUUCACCUUCAGGUGGUGCUGAGGAAUAUUUCAGUCUGUCUUGUCUUGUGGGGAAAACUCAUUCUGAUUGGCUAGGCCUGGCUCCCCUGCCCAGUCAUGUGAAAUCCAUAGAUUAGAGCCUCAUUUAUUUAUUUCAAUUGACUGAUUUCCUUAUAUGAACUGUAACUCAGUAAAAUCUUUGAAAUUGUUGCAUUUAUAUUUUUGUUUAGUAUAGUUUUAAGGUCAUUGCAGAGGAAGGCCCUAAACAUUUUAAAAUACUCCAGCCUCCCAAGCCAUGCUGUUCUCUCUGCUACCGCACGGCAAGCGGUACCGAUGCACCAAGUCUGGAACCAACAGGACCCUGAACAGCUUCUACCCCCAAGCCAUAAGAUUGCUAAAUAGUUAACUAAAUAGCUACCCUGACUAUCUGCAUUUUGCAAACUCUUUUAACUUAUCACAUACACUGCUGCUACUGCUUAGUAUCUCUCCUGUUGCCUAGUCACUCUACCCCUCUGUAGCUCAAUUGGUAGAGCAUGGCGCUUGUAACGCCAGGGUAGUGGGUUCGAUCCCCGGGACCACCCAUACGUAAAAAUGUAUGCGCACAUGACUGUAAGUCGCUUUGGAUAAAAGUGUCUGCUAAAUGGCUUAUUAUUAUUAUUAUUAUUACAUAUUUACCUUGUAUCCCUGCACAUCGACUCGGUACUGGUACCCGUGUAAAUAGCCAAGUUAUCUUUCAUUACUCAUUGUGUAUUUAUUCCUUGUGUUUUAAUUUUUCAAUUGUAAUUAUAUUUUUCUCUGCAUUUUUCUCUAAGCAUUUCACUGUUGGUCUACACCUGUUGUUUACGAAGCAUGUGACAAAUCAUUUGAUUUUGAUAAACAUCAGCUACUGGUUGGAUUCUAACCUUCUAAGGUUAUGAACAGUGUUUUAUAAUUCACUGCUUUAUCGAUUCUCUCAAUCUUAUCUUCCCUCCCUCUCUCCCCCUUUCUCUUCUCCCCAUCAGCUCUAGGUCUGAGGAACCCUCUGGCGGUGCAGGGGGCGUACCCCCCCGGGGCAUUUGGCCUGCCCCCUCCAGGGGUGAACGGGGAACUGGCGGGGGCAGCAGCAGCCUACGGGGCUGGGCUCCACCUGGUCUCCCCCCAGAUGAACGGCUCUGCAGCCGCCGCCGUCGCAGCAGCAGCAGCCGGAUACGGACGAUCACCAGUGGUGAGAGAGUGAUGAAGGGGAGGGAAAGAGAACGAGAGGGAAGGGAAGGGGCGUGUGUGUGUGUGUGUGUGUGUGUGUGUGUGUGUAUAUAUAUAUAUAUAUAGUUGUGUGUGUGUGUAUGUGUAUAUAUAUAUAUAUAUAUAUAUAUAUAUAUAUAUAUAUAUAUAUAUAUAUAUACACACACAGUGGGGAGAACAAGUAUUUGAUACACUGCCGAUUUUGCAGGUUUUCCUACUUACAAAGCAUGUAGAGGUCUGUAAUUUUUAUCAUAGGUACACUUCAACUGUGAGAGACGGAAUCUAAAACAAAAAUCCAGAAAAUCACAUUGUAUGAUUUUUAAGUAAUUAAUUUUCAUUUUAUUGCAUUACAUAAGUAUUUGAUCACCUACCAACCAGUAAGAAUUCCGGCUCUCACAGACCUGUUAGUUUUUCUUUAAGAAGCCCUCCUGUUCUCCACUCAUUACCUGUAUUAACUGCACCUAUUUGAACUUGUUACCUGUAUAAAAGACACCUGUCCCCACACUCAAUCAAACAGACUCCAACCUCUCCACAAUGGCCAAGACCAGAGCGCCGUGUAAGGACAUCAGGGAUAAAAUUGUAGACCUGCACAAGGCUGGGAUGGGCUACAGGACAAUAGGCAAGCAGCUUGGUGAGAAGGCAACAACUGUUGGCGCAAUUAUAAAAAAAAUGGAAGAAGUUCAAGAUGACGGUCAAUCACCCUCGGUCUGGGGCUCCAUGCAAGAUCUCACCUCGUGGGGCAUCAAUGAUCAUGAGGAAGGUGAGGGAUCAGCCCAGAACUACACGGCAGGACCUGGUCAAUGACCUGAAGAGAGCUGGGACCACAGUCUCAAAGAAAACCAUUAGUAACACACUACGCCGUCAUGGAUUAAAAUCCUGCAGCGCACGCAAGGUCCCCCUGCUCAAGCCAGCGCAUGUCCAGGCCCGUCUGAAGUUUGCCAAUGACCAUCUGGAUGAUCCAGAGGAGGAAUGGGAGAAGGUCAUGUGGUCUGAUGAGACAAAAAUAGAGCUUUUUGGUCUAAACUCCACUCGCCGUGUUUGGAGGAAGAAGAAGGAUGAGUACAACCCCAAGAACACCAUCCCAACCGUGAAGCAUGGAGGUGGAAACAUCAUUCUUUGGGGAUGCUUUUCUGCAAAGGGGACAGGACGACUGCACCGUAUUGAGGGGAGGAUGGAUGGGGCCAUGUAUCGCGAGAUCUUGGCCAACAACCUCCUUCCCUCAGUAAGAGUAUUGAAGAUGGGUCGUGGCUGGGUCUUCCAGCAUGACAACGACCCGAAACACACAGCCAGGGCAACUAAGGAGUGGCUCCGUAAGAAGCAUCUCAAGGUCCUGGAGUGGCCUAGCCAGUCUCCAGACCUGAACCCAAUAGAACAUCUUUGGAGGGAGCUGAAAGUCCGUAUUGCCCAGCGACAGCCCCGAAACCUGAAGGAUCUGGAGAAGGUCUGUAUGGAGGAGUGGGCCAAAAUCCCUGCUGCAGUGUGUGCAAACCUGGUCAAGACCUACAGGAAACGUAUGAUCUCUGUAAUUGCAAACAAAGGUUUCUGUACCAAAAUUAAAUUAUGCUUUUCUGAUGUAUCAAAUACUUAUGUCAUGCAAUAAAAUGCAAAUUAAUUUCUUAAAAAUCAUACAAUGUGAUUUUCUGGAUUUUUGUUUUAGAUUCUGUCUCUCACAGUUGAAGUGUACCUAUGAUAAAAAAUUACAGACCUCUACAUGCUUUGUAAGUAGGAAAACCUGCAAAAUCGGCAGUGUAUCAAAUACUUGUUCUCCCCACUGUGUGUGUAUAUAUAUAUAUAUGUAUAUAUGUAUGUGUGUGUGUGUGUGUGUGUAUGUACAGUACCAGUCAAGAGUUUGGACACACCUACUCAUUCCAGGGUUUUUCUUUAUUUUUACUAUUUUCUACAUUGUAGAAUAAUAGUGAAGACAUCAAAACUAUGAAAUAACACAUAUGAAAUCAUGUAGUAACCAAAAAACAAAUGUGAUUCUUCAAAUAGCCAUCCUUUGCCUUGAUGACAGCUUUGCACACUCUUGGCAUUCUCUCAACCAGCUUCACCUGGAAUGCUUUUCCAACAGUCUUGAAGGAGUUCCCACAUUUUCCUUCACUCUGCCGUCGGACUCAUCCCAAACCUUCUCAAUUGGGUUGAGGUCGGGGGAUUGUGGAGGCCAGGUCAUCUGAUGCAGCACUCAUCACUCUCCUUCUUGGUAAAAUAGCCCUUAGACAGCCUGGAGGUGUGUUGGGUCAUUGUCCUGUUGAAAAACAAAUGAUAGUCCCACUAAGCCCAAACCAGAUGGGAUGGUGUAUCGCUGUAGAAUGCUGUGGUAGCCAUGCUGGUUAAGUGUGCCUUGAAUUCUAAAUAAAUCACAGACAGUGUCACCAGCAAAGCACCCCUACACCAUAACACCUCCUCCUCCAUGCUUUACGGUGGGAAGUACACAUACGGCGAUCAUCCGUUCACCCACAUCGCGUCUCACACAGACACGGCUGUUGGAACCACAAAUCUCCUAUUUGGACUCCAGACCAAAGGACACAUUUCCACCGGUCUAAUGUCCAUUGCUUGUGUUUCUUGGCCCAAGCAGGUCUUUUCUUCUUAUUGGUGUCCUUUAGUAGUGGUUUCUUUGCAGCAAUUCGACCAUGAAGGCCUGAUUCACACAGUCUCCUCUGAACAGUUGAUGUUGAGAUGUGUCUGUGACUUGAACUCUGUGAAGCAUUUAUUUGGGCUGCAAUUUCUCUUUGCUUAUUUGAGCUGUUCUUGCCAUAAUAUGGACUUGGUCUUUUACCAAAUAGGACUAUCUUCUGUAUACCCCUAGUCACAACACAACUGAUUGGCUCAAACGCAUUAAGAAGGAAAGAAAUUCCACAAAUUAACUUUUAAGAAGGCACACCUGUUAAUUGAAAUGCAUUCCAGGUGACUAGACUACCUUAUGAAGCUGGUUGAGAGAAUGCCAAGAGUGGGCAAAGGGUGGCUAUUUUUAAAGAAUCUCAUAUAAAAUAUAUAUUUGAUUUGUUUUAACACUUUUUUGGUUACUACAUGAUUCCAUAUGUGUUAUUUCAUAGUUUUGAUGUCUUCACUAUUAUUCUACAAUGUAAAAAUAAAGAAAAACCCUUGAAUGAGUAGGUGCGUCCAAACUUUUGACUGGUGGUGUAUGUGUACUUGCACAUACUGAUUUUAAACCUUUAUUGAUAAUCCAAUUGCAUGACCUCGUACACCAAUUAUAUCUCCUUAUGGAAUGUUAUAAUUCACUGUGGGAAAACAUUCUAAAUCUACUAUGUGGUUUUGAGAAGGCUUUCUGGCAGUUUGAGUUGUGACUGCUCUGUCAGAUGCCUGAGCUAACAUAUAUUCUUUGUCCCUGUCCUCUAGGUGGGCUAUGAGUCUCCUCACCCCCACAUGAGGGUCCCAGGGUUACCCGCCAGCCUGCAGUCCGCUGCCUCAGGAAAGCCGUGAGUACUGUUCUCGCUGCCUCUGCUACCACAACCUCCUAUACGGUCACCACACCCUCUUAUUCUGUGACCACAGCACAAUUACACUGUUAUAAAACAGUCUUCAUAUUCCUCUGUUGUUAUUGUAGGGUUUUAUUGUUGGAGGUUAACCUCAAGCUUCAGCCUUGUUAAAGUAACAACUGGUCUUCUCCUCCUUGCUCCCUCUGUGUACCCUCUCUCCAGUGCCUACUCUUUCCACGUGAGUGCGGAUGGCCAGAUGCAGCCGGUGCCUUUCCCUCCGGAUGCCCUGCUGGGCCCGGGCAUCCCGCGGCACGCCCGUCAGAUCCACACUCUGAACCACGGAGAGGUGGUGUGUGCCGUCACAAUCAGCACCUCCACACGCCACGUCUACACCGGCGGCAAGGGCUGUGUCAAGGUGUGGGACAUCAGCCAGCCUGGCAGCAAGAGUGCCAUGGCCCAGCUUGACUGUCUGGUGAGUGGACGGACGGACGGACACACACACACUGACACUGGUCAUAAUGGAUAGCUACAGAUGCACUGACAAAGAUCAACGAGGGGGAUGGGAGGAGCAAGAGCAAGGACGCACUCCAAACCCUGGUCACAUAGGGACAAGUUAAAAGUAUACAGAGACAGGCAGUUGUUUUUAAUGCUCUCCAGUGUCCAUAAAAAAAAUGUAUGUGCCAGGUUUUCUUGAAGGGAAAUUAUCCUGGGUUGCACUACUGAUGUGACACUCCUGAGAGGACUCAUUUUUGCUGCUGUGGAUUUUAUGUUGCCCAUUUCACACAGUCACAUGUUUCACACCAUAAUUACUGGAGUUAUUUUCUCUGUUACCCAAUCAGAAUAGGGAUAACUACAUCCGCUCCUGCAAGCUCCUCCCUGAUGGGCGGACCCUCAUCGUUGGAGGUGAGGCCAGUACGUUGUCAAUCUGGGAUUUGGCCACACCUACUCCCCGCAUCAAGGCGGAGUUGACGUCUUCUGCCCCGGCCUGCUACGCUCUGGCCAUCUCCCCCGACAACAAGGUCUGCUUCUCCUGCUGCAGCGACGGCAACAUCGUAGUCUGGGACCUGCACAACCAGACCCUGGUCAGGUAAGAGGAGGAGACUGGGAGGGUAGGGCAGGAGAGAGGGGAGGAGAGCGCAGGGUUGGAGGCUAUAGACCAUGGGUCUCCAACAGGUUGAUCGCGAGUAGCUCGCAGCCCACCAAACAAUUCUGGAAGUACAUGCAAUUUUCACGUGUUCCACCGCAAACAUUCAUUAAAAUUUUACAUUUUAGUCAUUUAGCAGACGCUCUUAUCCAGAGCGACUUAAAUGAGCAAUUAGGGUUAAGUGCCUUGCUUUAGGGCACAUCGACAGAUUUCUCACCUAGUCGGCUCGGGGAUUAGUAUCAGACACCGCAAGCUCCCAGCUACUAUCUAAUCAACAUUGAUAUUAUCCCAUCCCUGGUUAGUCACUAUUGGCUUAAAAAGCCAAACCUAACACAGUAUCUGCCAAUUAAUUUCCAGCAAUACUGCCCGUCUGUGUGUUGCGUGCGUUUGUCUAUCACUCCGUGUGUAGCCAGUUGUGAUAAUUGUCUUGUGGGUUGACAGAAAUACUUUCCCCAAAACCUUCUCAAUUAAAUGUUAACAGCGAAGUAGUAAGUAUAUCAUGAGUAAGUAUUGUAGAUCAUUUGUAUCUAUUAUUUGUUAAUUGCAAACUUUGCAAUGAAAUGAGCAGCAGAAGUACAGAACCAUCGCUAGAUCGGCACAUUAGACAGCACAUUCCUCACUCCCUAGAUGCGCAAUUAAAGGGCCAGAUGCACAAUUAAAGGGGAAUUAAACAAAAAAAUCUAAAUGUGUUUCUUCAGACCUAAACAAAAAUGUAUUCGGAUGUGAUUUAAGCAUUGCCAUGGACUCAGAACAUCCACAUUCAUUGUUUCUCUAUGGACAAUUGUAAUUUUGAGAGUGAAAAACAAAUCUAAAACCAGGAAAAAUAAAACAGAGAAAAUAUAAUUUGGGAAAAUAUAAAACGUAAUUUUGGCCCACCUUAGUUUAUUAACCCCCUCGGAAAUCUAAUUAGCAUAAUACCAAAAUCUGUCAGUUUAACCAUUAUUAUACCAGGUAUAUUGGCAGAAAACAUAGUGCACGACUUUCUCUUGUACACUAAGGACCUAGGGGAGAAGAAUGUGCCUAUGAAAGUUAGAAAAAAAUGAGUAGCUCACAACGUUACAUUUUCGGAAGUAUCGCUCAUGCUAGAAAAGGUUAGAGACCCGUGCUAUAGACUAUGGAUUACAUCUGAAUGGCUGGGGGUUGAUGUUGUUGAUUGUUCUGCUCCUCAGGCAGUUCCAGGGCCACACUGACGGGGCCAGCUGUAUUGACAUCUCCAACGAUGGGACCAAACUGUGGACGGGGGGGCUGGACAACACAGUACGCUGCUGGGACCUGAGAGAGGGACGACAGCUGCAGCAGCACGACUUCACCUCACAGGUACUGACACCAAAUGAGACAUUGUGAGACUAGAUCAGGGCCCAUGUCCACAAUGUUUCUCAGAGUAGAACGUUUGUGCAGAGAGAAUAGAGCCAUUCUAUUCAUACUCUUAUGGGUAAAAAUAAAAGCUAUGCAUGAAGCCUAGCGGUUAGAGCGUUAGGCCUGUAACUGAAAGGUUGCCAGUUCGAAUCCCCGAGCCGAUAAGGUGAAGAAUCUGUCGUUCUGACCUUGAGCAAGGCCGUUAACCCCCUACAACAACAACAACAGCUCCCCGGGUGCCCAAAGUGGCAGCCCCACGCACCUCUGGAAUGUAAUAAAAGUCCCACCUAGUCUACAAAUAUUUAGGGGACCUCAUGAGCUGUCCUAACCAGUUAAGACUUACCAGCAGGUGUCUUGAUAAUAGAAAAAGGCAGUGGUUCCUGCGCCAGUUGCAAUUGCUUUGGAAUUAAAUGAUCAACCAUAAAUAAUAUAGACCUACAUGCAACAGUAGGCCUAUCUCUUGCGCUUUUGACAAUUAAUUCACGAGGCCUAUUUCACAUAUGCCUAAAUACUUAUAACCAUAAGUCUUUCUUUCAUCAUGUUAUAUACAUCAUGUUAUUUCAAGUUAUCCCUUUGGAAAGCAAUUUCACGUUGUUAAAAAAAAUAUGCCUAAAUUGGGAAUAUGCCUAUAAAUUGGUCAAUUGAAGCCACCUAGGGCCUAUGUUGACCAUUGCAACAGUCACAUUCACGUGGUUGUCUGAAACGUGCUUUAGAGUUCACAACCUGCGAUGCCUCAUCGUGAUUGGUUAAAUCCCCAUUUGCAACAUUGUCAUUGAGCGUGAUUACCAGCUGAGAAACUUUUAUGUUUAGAUUUCACUCCUGGCUCCUGGAGUUUGUCUGAGCAGUGUCUUAACAUCAUCCUAAAACCUACUCUGAGCUGGGAGUGUUUUUAGUCUUAAAACAACAGGUUUUAACAGGAUUCCUAGGACUUUCUCUGAGACGCUUUGUGGAACCAUUUACAUUUGAGUCAUUUAGCAGACGCUCUUAUCCAGAGCGACUUACAGGAGCAAUUAGGGUUAAGUGCCUUGCUCAAGGGCACAUCGACAGAUUUUUCACCUAGUCGGCUCAGGGAUUAGAACCAGCGACCUUUCGGUUACUGGCACAACGCUCUUAACCACUAAGCUACCUGCCGCCCCAGUACUGUAUUUCACUGGUUAAUAUAUAAGACCUGUCAUUCCUCUCUGUAUCACUUCACACAUGAUGCUGAUCUUUGUCAGAUGAGCUCUGUUCCGUUGUGUAAUCUCUCUUUAUUACGUUCCUUCCCUCCCUCCAGAUCUUCUCUCUGGGCUACUGUCCUACAGGAGAGUGGCUGGCAGUGGGUAUGGAGAGCAGUAAUGUAGAAGUGCUGCACGUCUCCAAACCAGACAAGUACCAGCUGCACCUCCACGAGAGCUGUGUGCUCUCACUCAAGUUCGCCUACUGUGGUACGCACCACACUGCUAAUUGUUCCAUUCGAAUGUUUUCUUGCGUAAUCUUAAGGACAAAACUAUCCUGAAAUGACUCUGAGGCUCACACAGCACAGUCCCUUUCUCUUUCUCCCAGUAUGCGACCAACUAGCAAUCCCGCUUUGUCAUGCUAUGUCUCCUCUUCCCAGAGUUUUCAUCUCCCUUUGUGUGUGUCUUUGGUUCUGCAGGUAAAUGGUUUGUGAGCACAGGCAAAGAUAACCUCCUGAACGCAUGGCGGACACCCUAUGGAUCAAGCAUAUUCCAGGUAGGUCUGGGAUUUUAUAUACUCUUAGCAUUUCUCUAGAGCAAGUGUAUUUCAAGUGCAUUUGUUGUUAUUUAAGCCAUUUAUACUAUUUGUCUUUAGCUCAGUAUUUACUGUAUCAGGAUUAUAUAAAUCACUUUUUUGUUUUGAAAAAUUGUAAUGUAAGUGCAAAACAGUAUCUCUGUCAGUGUAUCACAUGGUCAGUGUGUGUCACAUGGUCAGUGUGUGUAACUGGACUCCUUUCUUUUUGUUUCUCAAGUCAAAGGAGUCGUCUUCGGUGCUCAGCUGUGACAUCUCCCCCGAUGACCAGUUCAUUGUGACGGGCUCAGGUGACAAGAAGGCCACUGUGUACGAAGUCAUCUACUGAGGAAGGAGCGCUCUGAUUGGAUAAAGUGGGGGCGAGGCUCCCCUGGUGCACCCAAGGACUGUAGAGAGAGUGGCGGGCGUCGUGGAGACCAGAGACACACAUUGUACUUUGUUGUUUUGUUUACGUUUGUAAAGGAUGCAGAUGAGGGCGAAGUCGGAUCUCUGGAACUUUGACCUUUUAAAAAAAUGCUCUGAGAAAAAGCUGGUAGUCUAGCGACACAAUGUGGGAUUCUUCCAAAGACCUGUUUUUUUUCUGUUGUUUUGUUACCUUUUUUUCCUGUUUUUAACAAAAUGAAACCUCUGUAGUAAACAAAAAAUUAGCAAAAAGAAAAACCUUAUUUUGUUUAGCCUUUGAAUUCUUGACGAGUAGUAGGACCAUGGUGUGUGUGCGCCGAGGGAGAUAAGGGGGUUGUGAGGG
Molecule: messenger RNA, 13858 nt
Organism: Coregonus sp. 'balchen'
Lineage: Eukaryota; Metazoa; Chordata; Actinopteri; Salmoniformes; Salmonidae
Source: the annotation of a GenBank genome assembly